UUUUACACUAGGUAGAUAUAAAUCAAGACAACUAGAGCAAGAUCAUACUAAUAGUAAUAGCGAUAGGACAGGAUAGGAUAGGAUAGGAUACUAUUCAUUACGAUAGGUGUAUACAGGUUGAUUUACUCUGUAUAGUUAGUUAUAUGGGGAUGGAUGGGGGAAUAGGAAAGGAAAGGAAAGGAAAGGAAAGGAAAGGAAAGCAAAAUAAUUUAGGUCCUAAACCUGUGCACUCAUUCAUCUAUUCGCCGGGGGUCUCUUCGAGUCUUCCUCUUCUAUAUAUGUAUUUAUGUACCUUGUACAGUUACUUACAAUACACAAUAGUUAGAAAAACGCAGGUAGAUAUAAACGGUUACAUUUUAAUUCCAAACUCCUUGCAAGCAUCAUGGUAUAGAGAGAGAAAAGAGAGAGGGAGGAAUAACGUAGAUAGAUAAGAGGUAGAGGUAAAAAGACGGCACUUCGUUUCGUCUCAGCUUUGUUGGCCGUGGAAAAUAUGAACGGAAAUAGUAUAGGCAUGGUUUUCUCUCUUUAGAAAUCAUGGAUGAUGAUGCCAAGGGU
Aspergillus ochraceoroseus IBT 24754 is the source of this 555-nucleotide messenger RNA. RefSeq lists its product as uncharacterized. The record is from RefSeq and is a predicted model, not a curated record. The coding region runs from base 144 to 431 and encodes 95 amino acids. NCBI's taxonomy places the organism in Eukaryota, Fungi, Ascomycota, Eurotiomycetes, Eurotiales, Aspergillaceae. The transcript has a single exon.